This is a messenger RNA of Cylindrotheca closterium, 471 nucleotides long. The record is from the annotation of a GenBank genome assembly. Lineage: Eukaryota; Bacillariophyta; Bacillariophyceae; Bacillariales; Bacillariaceae.
AUGGUCCCGGAAUACAUCUACAUUGAGGGUGACGAACAAGUCCUACUGGAGGCACUGGAGAAGGGAAAGCUACAGGUGAUCAGCGAUGGCUCCUUCAAGCAACAAGUGGGCACAGCCGCAGUCCAGCUAAGAACUAGACAUGGAGGGCACGUCAUCUGGAUCAAGUGCCUUACACCUGGUAAACGAGAGGAUCAGAGUGCGUACCGGAGUGAACUUAUCGGUCUGUUAGCUGGUAUCUUGGUGGCUUCUUGGCUCCGCCUACGCCUACAGUCCCUCGCCAAGCUACGAGUCCGUGUGGCGUGUGAUGGGAUUGCCGCGCUUUGCCAGGCCUUCUCGACUCGGCCGCUGUCUCCAACCGCCCCACACUUCGAUCUCUUGUCCUCCAUCCGCGAGGCCCUCCGAGUUUCCAACAUAUCCUGGGUCGAACAACACGUGGGCGGCCAUGCUGACCGAACCAAGACAUGGCGAUAG